AUGGCCCUCAUCAUACCUUGCCAUAGCAUGCUUUCAUGCCUGCGUCCUCUGUACCCGUUCCCCGUUCCCCGUUCUUUCAGAACCCAUACCCCCACCGAUCAAUGCCUUUCUAGAAGGCCUAUCCAUUUCGAAUUACCUUGGACGUAUCCGACGAAUAUGAUGCAAUUAUCUUGUCCCGUCCCGCUUGUCUUCUCUUCCCACGUUGAUUUUCGGCAGUGCCCCAGUUGUCGUGCUUCCGGCCCCUGUCUCUCCAGGCUUCAGUGUUCCAAACUACCGGGACCGCACAGCCUCCGAGUCCACGGUAUAGCCUCCUCACCUACGACACCCGAUUUUGAUGUAGCACCUGCUUCUACCGAGUCCUCAUCUCCUAGACGUCUACCGUCGACCAUCAGCCGGUCGUGGGAGACCGGGGUAGUCCUCUCACUCUGUUCUCCCGUCAUGCCUAACCUAGCAGACGCCGUUGUCGUUACCAGCAACCCAGGAUUGACUCCACAGACUGCGUCGGCUUUGUUGUCUUGUUCCAAGCUCGAACAAUCGAUUUUGCUUCUACCUACUGAUCUCAUGUCUCCACUGGGUUUUGCACCAACACUGAAGAAAACCGCCAACGGGAUGGGUCUCCUCAUGGGGCCUUGA
Molecule: messenger RNA, 633 nt
Organism: Sodiomyces alkalinus F11
Lineage: Eukaryota; Fungi; Ascomycota; Sordariomycetes; Glomerellales; Plectosphaerellaceae
Exons: 1
Coding region: 1-633 (210 amino acids)
Source: RefSeq, a predicted model, not a curated record